Messenger RNA from Acromyrmex echinatior (Panamanian leafcutter ant), 1558 nucleotides. RefSeq lists its product as uncharacterized. The record is from RefSeq and is a predicted model, not a curated record. NCBI's taxonomy places the organism in Eukaryota, Metazoa, Arthropoda, Insecta, Hymenoptera, Formicidae.
UUAUUGAUGAAGUUGACCAAUAGCCAACUUAUACGACUAAGGCUGAUUGGCCAACUUCACCGAUUAAGAUUAAGACUUCCGACUAUCGACUCAUUGUAGAAUCAGCAUUACAAAUACACAUUUGUGUUUGUAAAGCAGAGAAUUUAUUUUUAAAGCAGACAAUUUGUCAAGCAAAAAAUUUGUUCGUACAUGUCGCUGCAUCUCGUCGAUAAAACGAAUUUUCUAAUCUCUAGUCGUCAACUUUAACGCUUAAUAUUUCAGUUCGCGGAGUCGUCCUAACGUUUUUUCUUACAAAUUCUUUCGUUUUGUGCAAAAACGCGUCGAAUAAGCCUAAUUUCAUCAAAAUCGGAGGUGAUGACCGAUUCUAAAUAAUUUUCCCAAAAUUAAAGUUAAUUACAAUAGUGCAACUGGGUCUUGAUGUCAAUUUUAAUUUAAAAAAGAAGAAACUGUGUUGAAAUAGCUAAAACAGUAGAAGACACCUUAUGUUUCCUCCAAUCGAAGGAAAAAAAAAAUUAUCUCUAUUAUAAAUAUUAUAUUGCUUGAUAUUAAAAAAAAAUAAAAAUAAAAAAUGGUAGUUACUUGCUGUAUUGGUAACUGUAAAAGUUUAUGGAUAAGAGGCGACAUUAUUACUUUUCAUUGUUUUCCUAAAGAUGAACGUUUACGCAAACAAUGGAUUUCAGCAAUUCCAUCUAAUAUUUUAAGAACUACAGAUAUUAACCAACAUUCUAGAUUAUGUAGUAAACAUUUUACAGCAGAAUGUUUUGCUGAAUCUACUUCAUUUAAAUCUCUACGAAAUAUGUUAAAUAAGAAUGCUAUUCCAACAAUAUUUGAAGAGUGCCAAGAGUCCCAGUAUCAGUUAGUUGAAUUAGGAAAAGAGAUCUUGCCAAAUAUAUUAAACAUCGAAGUUGAUCCGCUAGACAUUAGUAAUGAAAAUUGUAAAAUGGAAAAACCCAAUUUGUCAUAUAUUUUAAAAAGAGAAAUUGGUGUGCAAACAUUAAAACGGAAUUUUGAUGAAUCAGAAAAAAUUAUACAGAGUUUGACAAAACGCUUGAAACAACGUGAUGAAAAAAUUAAGAACUUGGAGGAACGUCUGAAAAAGAAAGAAACUGAAGAAAAAAAUGAUAGCAUGAAAAUGAUAAAAGAUGCUGUUAACAAGUAUAUCUGCGAGGAAAGAAAAGAAUUAUUUUUGCAUGAAUUUGCGAAUAAUGAGACUGGUUCUAGUAAGAAAACUUAUAGUGAAUAUAUGAGGCAAUUUGCCGCAGCUACAUAUCAUCAUAGUCCUAAAGUAUAUAAAAUUUUGAAGAAACUGAUUACUUUACCGACUACUUAUACCGCAGCUAGAUGGUUGAUAGAUUUUAGUCAAGAUCCACAAUUUAUGGAAGAAAUAAAAUGAAUUAUUCAACUUCAUACAAUUUUAAUUAUAAAACGCAGUUUAUUCAUUUCGUACUCAGUAUUUCAAUAUCAAAAUUAUAACCAUAAAUAUGAUAUUGUAUGAUUAUAACCGUAAAUAUAUUGUGAUAUGAUAAUUAUAAAUAAAUGGUAAUCGUGAUCAAUGCAA